[Torrubiella] hemipterigena is the source of this 4789-nucleotide messenger RNA. The record is from the annotation of a GenBank genome assembly. Lineage: Eukaryota; Fungi; Ascomycota; Sordariomycetes; Hypocreales; Clavicipitaceae.
CGGAGCCCGGUAUACACCUCAUCAUCUCUUGAAGACGCCACUACAUGAUGACACCUGCCGAUGAAGACGUUCAGCCACACCGCAGUGACGACGGCACCAAGAUAUGGAACUGCGUCGCCUGUCGUCGGCGUAAACUAAAGUGCGAUCGUCAAGAACCGUGCUCCGGAUGCACCAAGAAUGGCUUAGAAUGCCAUUAUCCAGUCACAGGGCGCAUACCCCGGCGAAGCCGAGCCCCUCCCUCGUGGGAUUCACCUCAUCAGCGGCAAUCCGAAUUGCUACAUAAGUUGACGAGGCUCGAAUCUAUCGUGACAGAACUCUCUGGCCAAGUUGAGGACGGAAAAUUGACCACUUUUAGCUCAGAUGUCACUCCGGAGAGUGGCGCUGAUGUUGUGGAAGAUUUUGGUAACUUGAUUGUGCGCAAAGACGGCAAACUAAAAAUCGAGAGAAAAUUCUGGUCCAUCUUUUGUACAGAGGUGGACAGUAUCUUCCAAGCUCUUCACGAGUCGGCAUCGUCGGAUGGCGAUCCUUCAACCAACAGCGCCAACUCUCUGGAUAUAUCCCUGAAGCAUCAAUAUCUUCAUACUUCACCAAUUGAUCAUGAAUAUAUUGAAAUGCUGAAUUCUAGGCGAGUGGAACUAUGGGACAUAUUCGUCAGCAAUGUCGAUCCAUUCGUCAAAGUUCUCAGCUUGGUCGACACAGCGGCCGCAAUACAUACAGGCGAUAUGCUUUUAACCACCGAGGGUCGUCUUCUUUUUCUAGCUAUAUCGUUCGGUGCGAUGACAUCAAUGACCCCUCAGCAACUAAAUACAAUCUUUCCAACUAAGACAGAUGAAAUACUAUCACAGGUGGCCGGCGAACUUGACGCGCACUUGACGGCUCUUCCGGUCCUAACAGCCACAAACGUUACAAUACUACAAGCCACAACAAUCUAUAUAGCCACUCUGCCAAACGGUUCAUGUUCCGACAAAGGCCCUCCUCUUUCUGCUAUUCUGCUUCAACAAGUAAUGGCGUUCGAGGGUGCUUCCUCUGAGAAGGAACAGGAGCUGGUAUGUCGCCUCAAGUGGCAAUCCCGAUUUCUUGCCACAGCAUACCUGCCAACUGCAUAUCGAUCUAUCUGCAGCUUGAAUUCGCAUAUUACACCCAAAGCACAUGGCAUGGAUUUUGGCGGCACGGCAACUUCGGUAUUGGAUUUGCUACAGACUCGCUGUGAAAUUUGGCGCCUGGCGACACAAGUCUCCCACUGUCCUAAGGACCUACGCGGCAACUUGAAUUUCAUUAAGAAGACGAAAUGGACGAUUGAAGUCAGCGCUUCACAUAGAACGAAGGAAGACUUUGACAGCUUCUUAACCGCGCUAUCCCAGUUCUCGCUUGCAAAAGUUGAACAAGCCGUCUAUUUGUCCUUCCUCGCCCAGUCAAAGGCAAGUAUGGACGAUGACGCCAUCGAAGAUGCAAACUUCAAUUGUUUUGCAUCAUCAUUGGCUGUGCUCGAUAGCGGUUUACGAUUGAUUAACAACCCAGACUGGUCUUCGUGGCGGUGGCAAAUGCACGGCAGCUACCCUUGGUCAUCUAUUGGCACCAUUAGCAACUACUUGACAGGCAAUCCUUGGUCUCCAAUGUCCGAGUGGGCUUGGGUGCUGAUGCAAUCAUUAGUCACGACACUUCCUAGUCAACUGAAAGUAUCGAAAGCACUCUGGGACCCUGUUGAACAAAUGAUAAAUUCGUCUCGGGGAGCCCGCGACCGGGCAAUGGAAAACACCAUGGCUACGUCGAUUGCUACUGGCGAUAUUUUACGCAUGGUAGAAGAUGGGAGUCGGAUAUUUUACAGUGAGGCAAUUGGAAGAUCAUAUCCAAAUGAGUUUCAUAUUGUCUAAAAGUCUGAACCAUUAGGGCCAUUAAUCAACUAUCCAUUUUUGACCCAAGGGCGCAUCGGCUGCGGUAAUGUCGUAGGAGAAAAGUUUGGCUGGCAGGACAUACCAGAAAUCGCCAAUGUCCUCACCAAAACGUUCCAAUGCGAUCCUUUCCAAGUCUGGAUCGCUCGCCAAAGCCUCCUUCAUAAGUUCCAAGAGCAGAGCUUUAAUCUGAGCGUUCUUCGUCUUCCAGGCGUCAGUGUCGUCUGGGGCUAGCAUUGCCAUCUCUGCCGUGAGUACGUGAGACGCAGCCUUUUUCGCAACCUGUCGAACUGCAGUGUACAACGUCACUUCUUCCAUUGGUAGAAUUGAGACCUGAACUGUACGUUCCCUGUGGAUGACAAUGGUAUCACCAAGUGGGUUUCUGACAAGAUCUCUCUGGUUGAGCGUCGAUGCGUUUACAACUUGGCCCAUGCACGCCAAAAACUGCGUUGUAGUUUCAUCAUGAUAGUCCACCAACAAGACGCAACUUCCUGUCUGGAUGCUGCGACUCAAUGGAUUAUUCUGCUCUCUGUCGUAAGCCUUCUUUUCACUCGGAGUCCAGGUCGACAGUUUGUACGACCGGUAUUGAUCAAGCACUCUAUACCAUGUGUUGCGUUCUUCGUGGAAGAAAAAGAUCUCAUCUUCAGAGGGGUACAAUAGAUCUGACCAUGGAUUUAGGCUUUGACCCAGAACAUGUGGUUGGGGUGUCAAGUAGAAGCCCCCAAGCUUGACUUCCAAACCAAAAGGUGUGAGAUGAGCACGCUCAUGCGUUGGCUUGCCUGGUACGGUAGAGCCUAAUGGGAAUCGCGCUACACGAGAUUCAUGUUUCAAAAAGGGAUCAUGGACCAAAGAACUAAGAAAAGUCCUAGGAGCCCAACGGAAACCUAUGAUGUCUAGUGUAUCUUCCAACAACAAGAUUAAGAAUGAUGUAAUAUCUUCUCGAGUUUCGACCAUCAUCUUCCAGAGCGCAGCCAUUCUAGUUUGACUGCCUUCGGGUAUUGCAACCUUUGUCUGAUCAAACCCCAAGAGGGUAGCAAUGCAAAGAGCUUCAUCAGAAGGCAUAGUGACUGUCCGAAAAUUUAGAGCCCGCUGUAGUUGCCACAUGUCUGCAGCAGGUCGUACCCGCACGCCAUCGGUCUCUGGUUGUGAAAAGCACUGCAUUUGAUUGUACUGAGAUGAUUAGCGCAUGGAUUAUAAGCAUGUCGGUAAGAGUGAGUAUACUUCAUCCAUCAUAUCGUUGCAUAUACACAUUAAUCGGACAUCUUGAAGUCCCAUCUGCCAAAGUUUUACUAGGAGGGUAGUCAAAGGAACCGCCUCGCCGUUGAACUGGAUGUAGAGACUCUUCGCCAGAGCAGCUUCUUGCAGGGUCCAAAGUCGCCUAGGCCAUGGUGAACAUCCAAACAGUCGUAUCAGUAGCUCUGCAGGUGCUGUUUCUUGAGGUUUAUACAUUGUUAAAGAUUCAUCAAGUACCAAAACGUGCGUCGCGUUGCGAUAUACAUCUGCAAUCCUUUGUAGCGCAAUCAACUUUGGCCCCAGUGUUACUGGGCAGCAAAGUGUGUCGAUCCAAAAGGCGUAUCGAUUGUCGGGUCGUCUUCCAGUGCUUUGAUUGAUGGCAUCAAUGAGCAUUGCUAAUCUCGCUAAUUGGCACUUUGGGAGUACAUUUCCUCUCGGAUUACCAAGACCGUCGGCCCACACCUACUUUUUUGUGAGCAAAACAUAAUCCCAAGGACUUACAGUUCAACCUACAUGAGACAGGGCAAUAUAUUCGACAUCAGCCGAAUAUGUCUCUACCUGAAUAUCUAGUGAGCCGAGCGACAAGCCAUCAAAUUUCAUCCUCAAAACUGGAAACGAAGAAGUCUUUUGAAGAAUGUCGACAAUCAUAUCAGCAUCAACAAUCGCAUCGCCGCAAGCGCAAUUGGGUUCAACAUGUUUCGGUUUGUAAGUUUCGGUGUCAAUAUAAAACGCUUUGCAGCAAUGAAUAGUACAGGCCGAAUGGUUUCCAUGCGCACGUCCUGUUGAUCGCUGCAUCUGACUCAGAUAGUUGAGAGUGUUGAGGCGCCUAAAUUCGGCUCGCAUGUACUCAAUCUCACUGGGGCACCAGCCUCGUUUAAUCAUGUCGCUUUCAAGCUGACUUCCAGCUUCGAUAAAUUUGUUGUACCAAUUGUACCCAACGGGAGGAAGCUGGAUAGGCGGCUGCAUUAGAUUUGUGCCCACGCGGAGAGAAGUGCUCAGGAUUUCGCCUAAUGAAGCAAUAGAGAACCUAAUCUCAAAUGCUAUGUCGACUUGAAGAUCGCCCAUAAUGCUGCAAACAAUAUGCAAAACAUUUCCAAGAUAGACGAGUCGGUCGUACAGGACGGGGGCCAGUUUGGCUCGUUCCCAAAUCAGGUCCUUCAUACCGAGAAUAGGCAACCCUGUCAAAUAUGUUUGUCCGCCUUGGUGGAUGGUGAAUUGUUGGUGUAUAGAUUCAAUCUCAUUUUUGCGUUGCUGAGCGUCCAGAAACGUCUCUCCGUCUUCCAUUUCAUUCAACGCUAAGAACUCGGCAAUCACGCCAAAAAAGAACCACGUCUGGAGAAACUCUGAGACUUCCGCUCCUCCUGCUGGCUCGUGUAUUCUUUUCAUAGAGGCAGGUGGUAAUCCGAACACUUCUUGUGACCAGGGAAACCAGUCACAUUUAUCUUUGCGAGUAGCAUAAUGGCGAAAGCUCCCGCCAUCCCAGAGGUCGUUGCAUAGGUACAGCGUUUGCUCGCACGGAGCGACUGGAUCAUCCGGGGACCAUAGGAGGUCCAUUUGGAGUUGUCAGGGUUCUAAUUGAGAAACAUUUGGUCCUCGGCUUCAAGCAUAAUGUUGGAGCAGAAUUUCUGGUAGGCCGCGUAGCCAUGGGCGGGGCUUCUGAGGUGAGG